Molecule: messenger RNA, 441 nt
Organism: Filobasidium floriforme
Lineage: Eukaryota; Fungi; Basidiomycota; Tremellomycetes; Filobasidiales; Filobasidiaceae
Exons: 6
Coding region: 1-441 (146 amino acids)
Source: RefSeq, a predicted model, not a curated record
AUGUACUGCACCGCAGGAUUGCACCUGACAGACUUUGACGUGGUGAUGGAUGCGGACAGGUUUCGUUUGACACAAGCUGCAUCAGAUGCCACCAGCACACCCAACUCUCUGACCAACCUCGAGACUCGAAACUACUCGGGUGCGUACGCAUACGCCAGCGCAACCGAGUAUAAUACCGGAACGGUCUAUACUCCGAACCAUUGUCACAUGGGUGUCCAAGUUGAUGUUGUGAUCUGUUCAGGAGAUCAUGGAGAGAUAUUUCCUGCUAUUCCUUGUGGUCCCAUCCCAUCAGUCUGGAAGGAACACUCAGUCAUGAGUCUGCCAGUUGAUUACUUGCGCAACCCCUGCAUGUUAUUACUGUUUCGUUUGACACAAGCUGCAUCAGAUGCCACCAGCACACCCAACUCUCUGACCAACCUCGAGGUGGACCAUCACGGCUGA